AUGCGCGCUAAGGCCGAAGGAGCACGAGGGGUGGAUGAAGGGUGGACAGCGUGCGCAUGUGGUGGCUGCAGUGGCGCAGACGCAAAAGUGGGUUGGAACGAUGUGAGGGGCUCGACAAGCGGGUACGAACGGGACGCGAAGACGGGAGUCACGCACAAGGCGCUGGUCGAGCAGGGCUGUGAUGGCGAGGGCGCGGGUACGCUAAUGGGAAGGGUCGACAGGGUCGACAAGCCGAGCAGGUGCAGGCACGCGCUCGAGGUAAAGGGGUCCACGCGAAGUGCUGGCGAUAACGCGCGAGACGCGCGAGAGAUGAUUGGCGCGAGUCCUCGAGGGAUUAGGCAUAGCGCGCCGACUGAAGAGAAUCCACGAGACUUGAGGCGCAAGGCAAUAGACGCGUGCGACGCGUGGGGCGCAGGAGGAGGCCGUGACCUCGAAGGACAAGGAUUAGCCAUGACGACUAGGGUUGAAGCGCGCGAGGGUGCGCGAUCCUUCUAG
Molecule: messenger RNA, 495 nt
Organism: Striga asiatica
Lineage: Eukaryota; Viridiplantae; Streptophyta; Magnoliopsida; Lamiales; Orobanchaceae
Source: the annotation of a GenBank genome assembly